GGAGCUCUGAGCAGCCGGUCCCUUUCAGGCCCUCCCGGUGAUGGAGGGAGGCUGUUAGCUUCGCCAGCAGCUGUGGAGCGACGAGGCCGGCCCAUGGACCUACCAGAGAGCCCAGCGGAUGGCGCUGCUGCUCAGAUGUACCUCUGGGAACAGCCGGAGGAGUCGCGCCUGGAGACACCGCUCAGCUUAGAGGACCAAAUACUCAACUCUAUGUUCGAGGCUUGUGACCCCCAGAGGACAGGCUCUGUGGCUGUGACCCGAGUGCUAGCCUACCUGGAGGCUGUGACCGGACAGGGCCCCCAGGACGCACGCCUCCAAACACUGGCCUGCAGCUUGGACCCCAAUGGGGAGGGCCCUCAGGCCACCGUGGACUUGGACACCUUCCUGGUCGUCAUGCGAGACUGGAUCACUGCCUGUCAGCUGGAUGGAGGAUUAGAGCUGGAAGAGGAGACUGCCUUCGAGGGGGCCCUGACCUCCCAGCAGCUGCCAUCUGGAGGCCCCGACACAGAGGAGCCAGCCAACCUGGAGAGCUUCGGAGGCGAAGACCCCAGACCUGAGCUGCUGGGCACCGCCGACCUGCUGAGCAGCCUGGAGGACCUGGAGCUCAGUAACCGCAGGCUGGCAGGGGAGAACGCCAAGCUGCAGCGCAGCGUGGAGACCGCCGAGGAGAGCUCUGCGCGCCUCGGGGAGGAGAUCUUGGCCCUGCGCAAGCAGCUCCGCAGUACCCAGCAGGCCCUGCAGUUUGCCAAGGCUGUGGAUGAGGAGCUGGAGGACCUGAAGAGUCUGGCCAAGAGCCUGGAGGAACAGAAUCGCAGUCUCCUGGCCCAGGCCCGGCAGACGGAAAAGGAACAGCAGCAUCUGGUGGCUGAAAUGGAGACUCUGCAGGAGGAGAAUGGGAAGCUGCUGGCUGAGCGGGAUGGGGUGAAGAGGAGGACUGAGGAGCUGGCCAUGGAGAAGGACGCUUUGAAGCGGCAGCUCUACGAGUGUGAACGCCUCAUUUGCCAGCGUGACACCGACCUCUCCGAGCGCACGUGCCACGCAGAGAGUCUGGCCAAGACCUUGGAAGAGUACAGAACAACCACCCAGGAACUGCGGUUGGAGAUCUCCCACCUGGAGGAGCAGCUGAGUCAGAUCCAUCAGGGGCCAGAUGAGCUACCCAAAGGGGCUCAGGCGAGAGGAGUGGACUGGACCACGCUGCUGCCCCCAUCACUGGGCGUGGAGAUCCACGCCAUUCAGCAGAAACAAGAAGAGGCAGCCACCCAUCUCUCCAGCCCGCUGUGUGGGGUGUGGCAGUGGGAGGACGGCACCAGUGAGAGCGAUGAGGAAGCUGAGUUCCUGCCUGAAGCCCCAGCUGAGGGGCAGAUGAACUUCCAGGGAGAGCCAGCGUUCCAGCAUGGAGGAAGGAAGGAGCGGUCCAUGUGGUUGCCCAGAAGAGAGGAAGAGGAGGAAACGGAGAUCCACGUCACGGCUGAUCUCUCCAUCCUUCCGGGAGACCCUCCCCCUGGAGACAUUCCAAGAAGCCCUCCUGAGAGCAGCCCCUCCCAGCCAGACCUACAGCACGCGCUGGUGCCUGUGGAGAGGAAGCUGGUUCCAGUUAGGAGGCCAGUCUGGAGCCACUUCUGCCUGUGCCCCCUGCACCCCCAACCCCAGCAGCUCAGGGUCACGCGGCAGCCGCUGAUUCCCACUCCCGUCCUGGGUUUCCUGCUGCUGCUGCUGCUCUCCGUCCUGCUGCUGGGCCAGCCCCCGCCCCCCACCUGGCCCCACCUCCAGCUCUGCUACCUCGGCCCCCCGCCAGUGUGAGCCAAGCUCCCCGCCCCUCAGCAAUGUCCAGUUCAGCGAAUUUCUCGGUGGUUCCUAUUGUUGUGCCACUGUUAGCGAGACCCCAGAUGCAGUUCAGUACUCGAGUCCAUACCCCGGAAUGGGGUCUUUAUGUGACAUCUCUUGGUUUUGUGAUGUUUUUUACUACAUUUCUUUAUAAUAGCGAAACACUCCCAAUAAUGGAGCAAGUGCUAGGGAUUUAUUUCCUCACAAAGGAGCCUGGAGAACAGCACGAGGCCCACAGCUGCUAUGACCCUCCUGGCCCUUCCCUCCUGCUCCGGGAUGGCGGCCCUUGUGGCUUCACCCAUCAUCUCUGCGGA
Messenger RNA from Pipistrellus kuhlii (Kuhl's pipistrelle), 2138 nucleotides. RefSeq names its product KASH domain containing 5 (gene KASH5). The transcript has 19 exons. Gene Ontology annotation, biological process: homologous chromosome pairing at meiosis; actin filament organization; spindle assembly. Lineage: Eukaryota; Metazoa; Chordata; Mammalia; Chiroptera; Vespertilionidae. Gene Ontology annotation, molecular function: dynein complex binding. The record is from RefSeq and is a predicted model, not a curated record. Gene Ontology annotation, cellular component: meiotic spindle pole; meiotic nuclear membrane microtubule tethering complex; nuclear outer membrane. Bases 94 to 1800 code for a protein of 568 amino acids.